Pseudogymnoascus verrucosus is the source of this 4512-nucleotide messenger RNA. RefSeq lists its product as uncharacterized. The record is from RefSeq and is a predicted model, not a curated record. Bases 157 to 4341 code for a protein of 1394 amino acids. Gene Ontology annotation, cellular component: membrane. Gene Ontology annotation, molecular function: ABC-type transporter activity; ATP binding; ATP hydrolysis activity. Lineage: Eukaryota; Fungi; Ascomycota; Leotiomycetes; Thelebolales; Thelebolaceae. Gene Ontology annotation, biological process: transmembrane transport. The transcript is spliced from 8 exons.
CUCUCAUCAAGCUCAUUCAGGACGUUAGCACCUCUCUUUUGUUUGUCCUUGAAUUGCCAUUUAUGGUUAGGCUGAACGUAAAACACCACCACACGCCACACGCCACACGCCACAAGGCAAGCCACAAACGAACUGAGCCACCCCUGACCUACCGAUAUGGGGGUUCAAUUGAAUGAGAAAAACGAGCCCUUGGACAGCAAUGGCUUCUCAUAUAGGAAGUGGUUAGAAGACAAUGAAGCCAAGAAAGCCAUCGAAAAAAUUGAGAAGAAACAUCUUUCUUUAACAUGGAGACAUUUAUCCGUAACUGGAGUUGAUUCUCGAACUGUGUUGGGACACGAUGUUCUUUCUUGUGUUAACCCAAUGGAUCUCAUCGCUGAUGCGAGAGGAUCGGUUGGUGAUAUUACCAUUUUGCAUGACCUAACUGGACAGGUGAAGGCCGGAGAAAUGAUGCUCGUGCUCGGCCGCCCAGGAUCAGGAUGUACUUCUUUCUUAAAAACCGUUGCCAACAAGCGUCGCUCCUUCAAAAGCGUUACUGGUGACGUGUUCUACGGCAGCAUGAGUGCUGAAGAAGCUGAACAGUAUCGUGGUACAAUACUGUACAAUAGCGAAGAUGAUAUCCACUUCCCCACUCUGACAGUUGCUCAGACACUUGGCUUCGCUGUCAAAAACAGAGUUUCACGCCAGACCCGGGAGAGUGACACAGGAGUGGAGAAAUAUCAUGAAGAAAUGCUCCAUGUUAUCCCUGAAGCCCUGGGCAUUUCCCACGCAAAGGGAACCCUUGUAGGCAACGAGUUUGUUCGGGGAGUUUCAGGUGGUGAGAGAAAACGUGUUUCCAUUGGGGAAGUCAUGGCUGCUCAGGGCGCGAUAACCUGUUGGGAUAACGCUACCAGAGGCCUUGACGCCUCCACGGCCCUUGAAUUUGCACAGACAUGCAGGGCCUUGGUAGAUAAAACCAAGGCUGUCGCAGUAGUGACAUUAUACCAAGCCGGAAACGGGAUUUUUGACCUAUUUGACAAGGUUCUAGUCUUGGAUGAAGGGCGGCAGAUAUACUAUGGACCUGCCAACAUGGCAAAAGCCUACUUUGAGAAUAUGGGUUUCGUUUGUCCCCCUGGUGCCAAUGUCGCGGACUUCUUAACAUCUUCGACUGUCGAGACCGAGAGACGAUUCAAAGCUGGUUACGAAAACUCAGCCCCCAAAACAGCCCAGGAACUUGAAAUGACUUAUCGAAACAGUGAUCUAGCAAGGCAGAUGCAGGCCAACAUCAUACCCCUAGAGGAACUAGAGCAAGAGACGGCCAUAGCAAAAAAAGCUCUCGAGAACGAUCAACCAAACCACAAAUCGCCUCUCCAGAGCUCCUAUACUAUUGGCUUUGGUUAUCAGGUUCUCGCAUGCGUCCAGAGAGAUAUUCAAGUAAUGCUUGGAGACAAGGCAUCGUUCGGAAUGCAGCAGAUUGCUGCUCUAAUUCAAUCGUUGUGCUCUGGGAGUCUUUUCUACAACCUUCCAGACUCUAGCGCUGGCAUUUUCGCACGCAGUGGAGCGAUUUUCUACCCCCUUGUGUUUUUCAAUUUAUCGUCAAUGGCCGAACUAACAGCGACAUUUUUUGGGCGCCCCAUUCUCAGCAGGCAUCGAGAUUUUAGCUUCUAUCGUCCUUCAGCCUUUGUUAUCGCGAAGAUGAUUACCGACAUACCUAACAUCAUCCUACAGGUGUCGAUAUUUUCCAUCGUCUACUAUUUCUUAAUUGGGCUGCAGAUGGAUGCUGGCAAAUUCUUUACCUUUUGGGUCAUCACCAUAAUCUCCGCCCUAAUGCUCACUUCGCUAUAUCGGCUCAUCGGAUGCAUGUUUAACAGUUUCGACAAUGCAGCUAAAAUAUCCGGAUUUUAUUCCAUGGUCAUGAUGGUGUAUGCUGGAUUUUUUAUUCCCUUCCAAACCAUGCAUGUCUGGUUUCGCUGGAUUUGGUAUAUUAAUCCUUGUGGCUACGCCUACGAGGCGCUCCUAGCAAAUGAAUACUCUGGAUUGGUUCUCGAAUGCACCGGGGCCCAACUCAUCCCCAAUGGCGAUGCUUACGCUGGAGCUCAAAAUCGAGCAUGCACGAUCCCCGGCGCAUCUGCUGAUGGUACCCAGAUCGUCGGCGAAGACUACCUCCAAACUGCUUUUAGCUACUCACCAGCACAUAUCUGGCGUAAUUUCGGCAUAUGCAUUGCUUGGUGGAUAGCCUUCACAGCUUGCACUGCCAUUGCCAUGGAAAGAUCCAGUUCAAACAGCAGCAGCAAAUCCUCCGUCAUAUUCAAGCGCGGAAAGGACAACAAAAGCACAUCCAAAUCCAUUCGGAAACCCACGGAUGAGGAGAAGCAGAGUGUAUCAGUGCCGAUCGGAUCGUCAUCAUCAUCUACUACCCAAGUCCCUGAAGAUGACGACUUGAAACUGGCUCGCAACGAAUCCAUAUUUACAUGGGAUCAUCUCUCAUAUACAGUUGAUGUUCCUGGAGGGAAACGGAAGCUGCUGGACGACAUCACUGGUUGGGUCAAGCCAGGGCAACUUGGAGCUCUCAUGGGAAGCUCGGGUGCCGGAAAGACAACGCUUUUAGAUGUUCUCGCACAGCGCAAGGAUACUGGUGUCAUCACGGGUGAGGUGCUUGUGGAUGGUAGACCUCUUCCAGUAAGUUUCCAACGUUCUGCUGGAUACUGCGAACAAAUGGAUGUCCACGAGGGCACAUCAACCGUCAGAGAGGCACUCAUCUUCUCUGCUCGCCUAAGACAAUCAAUGGAGACCCCGGAUCAGGAGAAGCUCAACUAUGUCGAGAGUAUUAUCAAGCUUCUUGAACUUGAAGAUAUACAGGAUGCUCUCAUUGGUGUACCGGGUGCAGGCCUUACCAUUGAACAACGCAAGCGCCUUACUAUUGGCGUUGAGUUGGCUGCUAAGCCAUCGAUUCUUCUGUUUCUUGACGAGCCUACAUCGGGAUUAGAUGGCCAAUCAUCCUUUAACAUUGUCCGUUUUCUUCGAAGACUUACAGCAGCCGGACAGGCCGUUCUUUGCACGAUUCAUCAGCCCUCAGCGUCACUUUUCGAAUCGUUCGACAGCUUGCUGCUCCUCGCAAAGGGUGGACAAACUGUCUAUUUUGGGGAAACUGGCGAGAAUUCGUCAAUUCUGCUAAAGUAUUUCUCUCAGAAUGGGGCGCCAUGUAACCCAGAUGUCAACCCGGCAGAGCAUAUUAUUGACGUUGUGUCUGGAUCUGCCGGCGGCGGCCGUGACUGGCAUUCUGUAUGGGUUGAAUCCCCUGAACACUCUCGCAUGGUUGAACAUAUGGCCGAGAUCAAGGCCGAGGCCCUAUCCAAGCCAUCUACUCUCAAGACCGACGACCGCGACUUUGCCACGCCGCUUUGGACACAACUAAAGUUGGUAACAGCGCGUCAAAAGACUGCUCUCUGGAGAAACCCAACCUACGUUUGGAACAAGGUUUUAAUUCAUGUCAGCUGCGCAAUCUUUGCUGGUUUCACCUUUUGGAAGUUAGGUAACAGUACGAGCGACUUGCAGCUGGUAUUACUGUCUUGCUUCAAUUUUCUGUUCGUCGCUAUCGGCGUCAUCGCUCAGCUUCAGCCUCUCUUCAUGCAUUACCGCGACAUCUUUGAAGCCCGCGAGAAGAAGUCAAAAAUGUACAGCUGGGUUGCUUUCGUCAGUGCCCAACUUAUUGCAGAGAUGCCAUAUCUCAUAAUUUGCGGCGUCCUCUACUUCGCUUGCUGGUAUUUCACCAUCGGCCUCACCGUCGCAGGUUCUACCUCAGGCCAGGUAUUCUUCCAGAUGAUCCUCUUUGAAUUUCUCUAUACCGCGAUCGGGCAGGGAAUUGCGGCCAUCUCGCCCAGCCCCUUUUUCGCGUCCCUGCUUAACCCGACCAUUAUCGCCUCAUUUUUCAUCAACUUCGCAGGUGUGCUACAGCCGUACUCGCAGCUCUCUGUGUUCUGGAAGUACUGGAUGUAUUAUAUGAAUCCGUACAACUACCUCAUUGGUGGCUUGGUGACGCAGCCGCUAUACGAUAUUGAUGUGGUGUGUUCAGCAAAGGAUAUUGCAAGCUUUGCGCCCCCUAAUGGAAGUACUUGUGGAGACUACAUGGCAAAAUUCUUUGAAACUGGGUUUGGGUAUUUGGUUGAUCCGGAGAGCAAGACCAAUUGCGAGUACUGCGCGUUUAAGACAGGAGGGGAGUUUGCGAAGACUCUAAAUUACAAUGAGAGGAUGUAUGGGUGGAGAGAUACUGGUAUUACAGCGCUAUUCUGCAUCUCAACCUAUGGAUUUGUUUUCCUGAUGAUGAAGCUGCGCAGCAAGAAGACGAAGAGCGCCAAGUUGGAGUAGAUGGUGUUUGGUCUAGUAGUGGACCUGUGUACGAAAGAAGAACACUCUUUUAAUGCUUUCCUUUAGAAUUUCUUAAUAGAUUGUGAUCAUGUCAAGUAAGCUGACAUGACUAGUUUGGGAAUAGAUGGGGAUGUCGGGAGUUUAUUAGAUUGAAUACUAGACAGUAUAGAC